AUGACCACCGUCCAGAAGAUCAAGGAAGUCGAAGAUGAGAUGGUGACGCAGAAGAAUAAGGCCACGAGCUACCAUCUCGGCCAGCUCAAGGCCAAGCUCGCGAAGCUCCGGCGCGAGCUCCUCGGACCCACGGGCGGCGGAGGCGGUGGGGGAGGCCCGGGUUUCGACGUCGCGCGCACGGGGAUUGCAACAGUAGGGUUCGUCGGCUUCCCAUCAGUGGGAAAGUCGACCCUGAUGUCAAAACUCACGGGCACACACUCCGAGGCGUCAGAGAUCGACUUCACCACACUCACCACAGUGCCCGGAACGGUUAAGGUGCAUGGAGCGCCGAUACAAAUCCUUGACCUACCCGGAAUCAUCGAGGGUGCAAAUGAUGGCCGAGGUCGUGGACGACAAGUUGCUCGGACCUGUCACUUAAUCUUCAUCGUCCUCGACGUACUAAAACCCCUCGGCGACAAAGCCAUCAUUGAGGGUGAGUUGGAAGGAUUUGGCAUCCGACUCAACAAGAAGCCGCCAGCAAUCACUGUACGCAAGAAGGACAAGGGUGGCAUUGCGAUCACGAACACUGUCCCUCUCACGAACAUUGAUCAUGAUGAGAUCAAAGCUGUCCUCAGUGAAUAUCGUAUCAACAAUGUAGAUGUCGCCAUCCGUCAAGCAGGUGCAACCGCUGAUGAUUUGGUGGACGUGAUCGAGGGUAACAGGCAAGUCCUGAACAAAAUCGACGCUAUCUCUAUAGAGGAGCUGGAUCUGCUCUACCGCAUCCCGAUGAGCGUCCCCGUCUCAUCCCGUGAAUGGUGGAACAUCGACGAGCUCAUCGAGAUGAUGUGGCAAACGCUUAACCUGGUUCGAGUGUAUACCAAACCUCGCGGUCUGGCACCAGACUACAGUGCUCCCGUCGUCCUGCGACGCGGGAAAUGCACGGUUGAAGAUUUCUGCAUGGCCAUCCACAAGGAAAUCGCAAAGCAAAUGAAAUACGCGAUUGUGUGGGGAGCAAGCGCCAAGCACGCACGAGGUCAGAAGGUCGGACUAGAUCAUGUUCUGGAGGAUGAAGAUGUUGUUCAUAUUUCGAAGAAGUGA
Messenger RNA from Epithele typhae, 1077 nucleotides. Its product is annotated as developmentally regulated GTP binding protein 1. The coding region runs from base 1 to 1077 and encodes 358 amino acids. The record is from RefSeq and is a predicted model, not a curated record. Gene Ontology annotation, cellular component: cytoplasm. Gene Ontology annotation, biological process: cytoplasmic translation. The transcript is spliced from 9 exons. Lineage: Eukaryota; Fungi; Basidiomycota; Agaricomycetes; Polyporales; Epitheliaceae. Gene Ontology annotation, molecular function: GTP binding; GTPase activity.